Coregonus sp. 'balchen' is the source of this 1745-nucleotide messenger RNA. NCBI's taxonomy places the organism in Eukaryota, Metazoa, Chordata, Actinopteri, Salmoniformes, Salmonidae. The record is from the annotation of a GenBank genome assembly.
AUGGCGAGUGAACGCUCCCCAAAUGUUUAUGGUAAGUAAAUUCCAGUUCAGCAUUCCAGAAUGUUUAGCCUACAUUUGGACAUGUUAUUACAUUUUCAUAAUUAAUUCCUUUACACAGCCUAUGUUUGAGAUACAUUGUGUUAGUUAGACUGUGUGCUAAGCUUGUGACUGAUUAUUUCCCUCUGAUGCAGGGGGUCCUCCUCCCCAGUCAGAUCUUAGACUCGUGCUGCUUGGGAGAGUGGGAGCUGGGAAGAGUACAGUUGCCAAAACCAUCCUGGGCAGAGAUAACUUCCGGAGUGAAGGAGGCAUGUGUGUCAAGAAGCAGGGUGAGGUGGCUGGAAGGACCGUCACUGUGGUAGACACACCUGGCUGGGACACUGUGAAGCGCACAUCCACACAUAUCAAAAAAGAAAUUAAGAAUAGUGUAACCCUAUGUCCUCCAGGACCCCAUGCUCUUCUUCUGGUGGUGCCAAUGGGCGAGCUGCUCUCCUCCACUGAUAGAAAGGCAAUUCAGUAUCACGUGGAGCUACUGUCAGUUAGGGCAUGGAAGUUUACCAUGGUCUUGUUUGUCAGUGAGGCUGAGGAGAAAUGCACAUCCAUUGAACAGAAUCAGCUGAUUGACAGAGCAAAAAGCCUUCUAGUGAAAUGUGGAGACAGACACCAUCUCCUUGAGUGUGGGAAUUCUCCUUCCCAGAUUCCUGAGCUCCUGAAAAAGAUAGAUGCUAUGGUAGCAGAAAACUGUGAAGAAUUCUUCAUCCCCCAAGUAUACUAUGAACUGAUGGAGACUACAAUGCCAAGAGAAGUGACCGAGCUGAGAAGGAUGUAUGAAGACAGAGAGGACAGACUGAAACAGAAAUUCAAAAGAGAGUUAAAGGAAAAAGAAGAAGAGCUGAAGAAGUAUAAAGAAGAGAAGCCUAAAGAAGGGUUGAUGAAGAGGACGAGUAGCAGUCAACUACUUCCCCCCAGUAGUAAGUAUGAUAAUGCCACUAUUAGAAAUCUAAAAUGCAAAUACAUAGACCUGUAUAUGUACAGAUGUAGGAACUUAAUUUGAUCACUCUUUUGUUGCUGAGAAUAUACCUGCAAAGCAGGAAAUGUUCACUUGUAGUGUAUUUGAGUUUUAAAAAGGCUUCUUUGUAAUUUCCACUUUGAAAUGUUAGACUUGAUUUGCCCUAACGAAAAAUGUAUCAACCCCUACACAACUGUCCAUUAAUUAUAAUCCACAUAAUAAUUCACAUUUCCUGUUGCUGCAGAAUUAUUUUCCUGCUGUAGCAAACUGGCUCAAAUUAAGAUCCUACAUCUGUAACGGUGGUCUGAUUCAUGAACUGUGUGUGUGUGUGUAUGUUUGUUUGUUCUUUGAAGUGAGCACAGAGAAGCAGGACAGGUCGGUGAUGGCUGACAAUCGGAACGUGGACCUACAGGCUGUCAAGCAAGGAUACAGAGAAGAGACCUUGUCUGUAGUGGGCCACUACGUCAAACCACUAAUAGUGAUUAUGACUGCUGUAGUGGGAGCACUCAUGGGAGCGGUUGCAGGUGCACAACAUGGAACACUUGGCGCAUGUAUUGGGAUUCCUAUAGGCAUUAUUAUGGCUGUUCUUGUGAGUUAUGCUGUCCGUGGAGCCGCUACAGCAGCAAGGGAUAUUCCCAUCACAGUCAAAUUUGAGGAAAAUGAAAGCCAUAGGAGAGAAGAGGGAGCAGACUUCUUCAUCGAUUCUCCAAAAUCAAAAGGAUUUGAUAAGGAUCAGUGA